UUUAUCUCAUCAAUUUCACAAUGUGGCGCAUAGAGCAGCCAGCUCCCCACAGUGUUGUGUGCUAUUGGCCAAUGCACUUGCCUCAGUUGCACCUAGCAUACAUGAAAUACUCAAUGCCACUAGUACUAUGGAUGAACCAUAUAAAGAUAAAGAGAAUGUUGACCCAAAUGUGCAACAAAUAGAUGAAUUGCUUACAGCUGCACAACUGAAGAAAAAGGAGGUUCCGGCAAUAAAAUUAAGGAGAAAGACAACUUGGCUUGAUAAGUUACUCAAGGGGAAGCGUAAACCAUUGAAAGCUACCGCACCGACCAAAAAGGGAGAAAAUCCCAAAAAGGAGGAUGGUGUGCAACAAAAGAAGAAGGAUGGUGUGCCAAAAAAGAAGAAGGAUGGUGUGCAACAAAAGAAGAAGGAUGAUGUACAGCCUCAAGUAUUACUGGAGAAAUGUACCAACACCAAAGAAGUAAAUAUGGAGCCUCAAGGGUACAAUGCUAUCAUGAGUUUCACCCAGCUCUUGACGGCUCCGCCUUGUGGUCAGGAUGAUCUGUUCUAGCGUGCAAGCUCGCUAGAAGUAUUUUGGACAUAGUUAAGUAUAAUAUUUUGGGCUAACUAUAUUCGUCUUUUGGGGCCUAAGUGUACAAAUCAAAUGGCACUAAAUGGCUGUGAAGAGCUCACUGAAUUCACUUGACAGAGAUACUGAAACUUUUGAAUUACUUGUGAUGAAGUGGGUUGUACUGAAUCUAAAUAGUGAUGAAUGGCAUGUCUAAAUUUCUUAUGAAUAUG
Messenger RNA from Lolium perenne, 780 nucleotides. Lineage: Eukaryota; Viridiplantae; Streptophyta; Magnoliopsida; Poales; Poaceae. The record is from RefSeq and is a predicted model, not a curated record.